Vitrella brassicaformis is the source of this 1659-nucleotide messenger RNA. NCBI's taxonomy places the organism in Eukaryota, Vitrellaceae. The record is from the annotation of a GenBank genome assembly.
CUAUUGCCUGCACGUUCUCACAAGCACUCUUCUACUCUCGAAGUGAGACAUCAGCGCCAAAACCAGAACGGCCAGUAGCAAAGCAAAGGCGGGUUCUGUACCGUGUGAAGCCGCGGACGGCUGGCCACCGUCGCCAUGUGUGUCUCCACCAUCACCCAUACCCUGCAUUCCAUUCAUCAACACCACAGCCAUGGAUGUGUGGGCCAUGCAAACAUGCAAACAUGCAAACAUGCAAAGAAGGAGGAUGAAUGAAUGAAUGAAUGGGUGGGUGAGAUCAUGCACUUCCUGGGUGACUGACUGACCGCGAGUUCUCUUUGCUCUUGUGCGCUUUUGCAGACGGUGAGGCCAGGGCAUGUGCGCUCCUCAUUCGCCUCACCCUCGCACUCCUUUCCGCCGCCCUGACUCACACACACACACACACACACCCCUGUGUGUGCUCCCCCCAACACAGUCGUCACGUUUCUUUGUGUACUGGUCCACCCGUGCUUCGGUCUUGAUCGAUCUUGUGCGUGUCUGCUUGGGCGGCGCCUGGCCAGGAGGCGUGCACCUGAGUGUGGCGCAGACAGACAGGAGGAACACACAGACACACAUGCAGACAUGUCUCGACGUAAUCGACCGUCCCAGCGCAUGGACACACGGACAAUCUUACCCUUAACCACCACCACCACCCUGUCUCGACGCAUGGCUGGCUCAACGCAUGGCUGGCUCUAUAUGGUCGGUCGGUUGGCUUACGGGAGUGGGCACUCGUGCCAGUUGCCCCAUUCCUGCCACUCACAGUCAUCCACUGAAGGCAUGCAAGACGUAUAUAUAGGCACAUGUGUGCACUUACAUGCAUGUGCUCACGUUCGUAUGUGUGUGUGGACUCAUUUGUUCACCGCAUUUGUCCGUGGCGCACUUCUCAGUGUACGCCUUGUUUUCAAUGUCACACACCGUGUUCUUGGCUGUGGGCUUCCUGCAUACCACACGGAGACACAGGUAGGUAGGCACAUAAUGAGUGCGCCAAUCAGGUGACGCACCUUGUCCAGAUGGGCUGGCGUGAGCGCUCUCCACCCCCACAAUCGACACGAAGACCACUGAUGGAUGAAUAGCACACACGAUUGGAUGGAUAGAUUAUGGUCUCACUUACUCUUUUCCCAGGCACUCGCCCCACUCCUCCCAAGUAUACUCACAAUCAUACUCUGCGUGUGCACCACACACGCACACACACACACACACACACACACAGAGAGAGAGAGAGAGAGAGAGACUAGGUAGUGUACCGCAGAUCGACUGUCUUUCACCGCCCCACUCACCGCAGUCGGGUAAGUCUCUCGUGCAGUCGUGGUUUCGCGUGUUGGGCUUACAUCUUUCCGGCUGAUAUCAGGCAUGCACACUCUGAUGGAUGGGCUGUGUCUGUCCGUCUGUUUGUGUGACUUACGUCUUCCUUUGCCGUCUGUGUCUGCUCAAGCGGUGGGUUGUGGCCCUCAGGCUUACACCUGCAAAGUGCAAACACACGCACACACGAACGACGAGCGAGUUAAUGAAUCUCUGCCUGCGCGGCGCCCGCAGUAUACACACACACGCAUACACACAUACGUAUGUACUGUACGUUUCAGAGCAGGGCGGGGACCAUUCCUGGUAUUUGCAGGCAGGCUUCUCAGAGCUCCCUCCCCCGCCCAU